AUGGGCGGAAUAUUUAGCUUUAUUCAUAAAGAGGUUCAAUUAACAACACCACUUCCAGAAUCAAACAGAUAUCUUAUUACCAAAAAACCAGCAUGCGUUGUUAUUUAUUUUCGCUAUAUUGGAACAGGUUAUCAUGGUUUGCAAUAUAACGAGAAAGUUAGGACAAUUGACUCUGAUUUGUUUGAAGGAUUAGAAAAAUCAGGCAUUUUGCCAGAAGGUUCCUAUAAACGCAGAGGAAAAAUAGCUUGGAAUGAAGCGUCUAGAACAGAUGCUGGUGUUCACGCAUGCGGCCAACUUAUUUGCUUUAAAUCUUAUGAAAUUUGUGAUAUGGAGUGUUCACAAAUACCAGAAUUAAUUAACAAAAAUCUUCCAUCGGAUUCAACAAUAAAAAUAAUGUCUUGCUUAUGUACAAAUUCACCAUUUCCAGUUAAAGAUUUCGCAACACAUAGAAAAUACAACUAUUUACUCCCAUUACAUGUCUUUUCAUCAACAGAUCCAGAUCAUUUAGAUUAUUUACGUCAAAAAAUAUGUCCUCUCUUCAUUGGCCAGCAUAAUUUCCACAACUAUACUAAUGGAACACCUAAAACAUACAAAGGUGCUCAAAGAUUUAUUACAGACUUUACUUUUGGCGACGUUUUCACAAUUAAUGGCGAGGAAUACGUUCUCUUUUACAUCAGAGGCAUAAGUUUCAUGCUCAACCAGAUUAGAAAGAUGAUAUCCAUGGUUACAGCCGCUUCUUUCAACCAAGUUACUCCAGAAGAAGUUUCGAGAUCAUUAACAGAAGAAACAUGCAGAAUCCAGUUAUUACCAGGCGACGGAUUAUUCCUUGAUCAAAUAGAGUACGAAGAAUACAUGAGUAAGCUAAAACAUCCAAAUCCAAAUAAUGAUAUUGAAUUUCGUGCUUGGAGACCAGUUAUUGAAGAAUGGAAGCAAAAAGUUCUGUUCCCACAUAUAGCACAAACGAUCAAAAAGACAGAUGUCUUUAGAUCAUGGCAGAAAAAUUGCUUAUUACAAUUUCCAGUUCAAUUUGUUAAAGAGUAA
Trichomonas vaginalis G3 is the source of this 1041-nucleotide messenger RNA. Its product is annotated as pseudouridine synthase protein. Gene Ontology annotation, molecular function: pseudouridine synthase activity; RNA binding. Gene Ontology annotation, cellular component: nucleus. Lineage: Eukaryota; Parabasalia; Trichomonadida; Trichomonadidae. The record is from RefSeq and is a predicted model, not a curated record. The coding region runs from base 1 to 1041 and encodes 346 amino acids. Gene Ontology annotation, biological process: mRNA pseudouridine synthesis; tRNA pseudouridine synthesis. The transcript has a single exon.